Messenger RNA from Brassica oleracea var. oleracea, 393 nucleotides. RefSeq lists its product as uncharacterized. Gene Ontology annotation, molecular function: zinc ion binding. NCBI's taxonomy places the organism in Eukaryota, Viridiplantae, Streptophyta, Magnoliopsida, Brassicales, Brassicaceae. The transcript has 3 exons. The record is from RefSeq and is a predicted model, not a curated record. Bases 1 to 393 code for a protein of 130 amino acids.
AUGUCGAACCCAAUAACAUCUGCUUCAUCAUCUUCCACGACCGGUGGUGGGAUACGAGUAAGAACUCCGGGAAUACCUAUUAAGUGUUGGUGCGGGGAGUGCAUCAAGGAGCUCAUCUCCAAAACCAAUCUAAAUCCAUAUCGCCGGUAUUAUCGGUGUCGCUAUGCGGCUCAAAAGAAGCUUGAGAACGACAAUCACAUCUUCAAAUGGGUUGAUGAAGCUUUCACUGAUGAGAUACAACAAUUGGACUACCAAGUUCGAAUGCUAGAAGAAGAAGUUCAAUUGUACCUUUUUUUGAAUAAAAUGUUAUACCUUGAGAACGACCAUCACAUCUUCAAAUGGGUUGAUGAAGCUUUCACUGAUGAGAUACAACAGUUGGACUACCAAGUUUGA